This is a messenger RNA of Heteronotia binoei (common prickly gecko), 2817 nucleotides long. RefSeq names its product zinc finger protein 493-like. Lineage: Eukaryota; Metazoa; Chordata; Lepidosauria; Squamata; Gekkonidae. The transcript has 4 exons. Bases 1 to 2817 code for a protein of 938 amino acids. The record is from RefSeq and is a predicted model, not a curated record.
AUGGGAAAAGAGGGCAUAUCUUCAGAUGUGAAAAAGAAGUUUGAAUAUUUGGAUGCACCAAGGAAGGAGGAGAGGGAGCAGCUACCAAAGGAGAGGACUAAUUCUAGUCUUUUACAGGGGAAUGACUCUCUACAGCAAGGAGACACCAGGAAUGAGUGCGGUACAGGCAGGGGAAAUGUCACUGAAAUAUCAGUUAUUAAUAUUCAACCAACCAAGUGUAACAGAAAGAAAAUAUAUAAAUGCCUGGAGAGUAGAAAAACCUUCAGCCAGGGUGCUCACACAGGGGAGAAGCCAUACAAAUGCCUAGAGUGUGAAAAAAGCUUCACGGACCGUUCCAGUCUUGCUUCCCAUCAAAGAAUUCAUACCGGGGAGAAGCCAUAUAAAUGUCAAAAGUGUGGGCAAGGCUUCAGUCGCAGCUUACACCUUCGUAAUCACCAGAAAAGUCACAAAGAUGAGAAACCAUACAAAUGCCUGGAGUGUGGAGGAAGCUUCACAGACCGUUCCAGUCUUACUUCCCAUCAAAGAAUUCACACAGGGGAGAAACCAUAUAAAUGUAUGGACUGUGGGAAAAGGUUCAUUCAGAGUUCCAGUCUUACUUCUCAUAGAAGAACUCACACAGGGGAGAAGCCAUAUAAAUGCAUAGAGUGUGGGGAAAGCUUCCGACAGAUUUCUGGUCUUGCUUCCCAUCGAAGAAUUCACACAGGAGAGAAACCAUACAAAUGCAUAGAGUGUGGGGAAAGCUUCAUUCAGAAUUCCAGUCUUACUUCCCAUCAAAAAACUCACACAGGGGAAAAACCAUAUAAAUGCUUAGAGUGUGGAAAAAGCUUCAGUUGGAGUUCCAAUCUCAUUUCUCAUAGAAGAAUUCACACAAGGGAGAAACCAUAUAAAUGUCUGGAGUGUGGAAAAAGCUUCAUUCGGAGUUCACACCUUAAUGGCCAUCAAAGAACUCACACAGGGGAGAAACCAUAUAAAUGCCUGGAGUGUGGGGAAAGCUUCAGGAAGAGUUCCAGUCUUACUUCCCAUCAAGGAAUUCACACAGGGGAGAAACCAUAUAAAUGUUUGGAGUGUGGAAUAAGCUUCAGUUUCAGUUCAAACCUUUGUCGUCAUCAGAAAAUUCACACAGGGAUGAAAUCAUACACAUGCCAGGAGUGUGGGAAAAGCUUCAGUCACAGUGGAAACCUUACUUCCCAUCGAAGAAUUCACACAGGGGAGAAAGCAUACAAAUGUCAGGAGUGUGGGAAAACCUUCAGUCACAGUGGAAACCUUACUUCCCAUCGAAGAACUCACACAGGAGAAAAACCAUACAAAUGUUUGGAGUGUGGGAAAAGCUUCACUCAGAGUUCCAGUCUAACUUCCCAUCGAAGAAUUCACACGGGGGAGAAACCAUAUAAAUGCCAGGAGUGUGGGAAAAGUUUCUGUUCGAGUUCUGUUCUUGCUUCCCAUCAAAAAAUUCACACAGGGGAGAAACCAUAUAAAUGCCUGGAGUGUGGGAAAAGCUUCAGGAAGAGUUCCCAUCUUACUUCCCAUCAAAAAACUCACACAGGUGAGAAACCAUAUAAAUGCCUGGAGUGUGGGAAAAGCUUCAGUCAGAAUUCCCAUCUUAAUUCCCAUCGAAUAAUUCACACAGGGGAGAAAAGGUACAAAUGCCUUGAGUGCGGAAAAAGCUUCAGCUUUCGUUUCAGGCUUACUUCCCAUCAAAAAACACACACAGGGGAGAAACCAUAUAAAUGCCUGAAGUGUGGAAAAAGCUUCCGUUCAAGUGCCCAUAAAAGUGUUCACAGAGGGGAGAAACCAUAUAAAUGCCUGGAGUGUGGGAAAAGCUUCAGGAAGCGUUCCCAUCUUACUUCCCAUCAAAAAACUCACACAGGUGAGAAACCAUACAAAUGCCUUGAAUGUGGGGGAACCUUUAGUUGGAGUUCCAAUCUUACUUCUCAUCGAAGAAUUCACACAGGGGAGAAACCACAUAAAUGCCUGGUGUGUGAAAAAAGCUUCAGCUCGAUUUUCACUCUUGCUUCUCAUAAAAGAACUCACACAGGGGAGAAACCAUACAAAUGCCUAGAGUGUGGGAAAAGUUUCAGUCAGAAUUCGAGUCUAACUUCCCAUCAAAGAAUUCACACUGGGGAGAAACCAUAUACAUGUCUGGAGUGUGGGAAAAGCUUCAGCACGGGUAGCGAUCUUACAUCUCAUCAAAGAAUUCACACAGGUGAGAAACCAUAUAAAUGCCUGGAGUGUGGGAAAUGCUUCAGUCAAAGUUUCAAUCUUACAAAUCAUCAAAGAAUUCACAAAGGGGAAAAACCAUAUAAAUGCCUGGAAUGUGGGAGAAGCUUCAGAAAGAGUUCCCAUCUUACUUCCCAUCAAAGAAUGAUCCAUACAGGGGAGAAACCAUAUAUAUGCCUGGAGUGUGGGAAAAGCUUCAGUUGGAGUUCCAGCCUUACUUCUCAUAGAAGAAUUCACACAGGGGAGAAACCAUAUAAAUGCUUGGAGUGUGGAAAAGCUUCAGUCGGAGUUCACACCUUACUGGACAUCAAAGAACUCACACAAGGGAGAAACCAUAUUAAUGCCUGGAAAGUGGGAGAAGCUUCAGAAGGAGUUCCAAUCUUACUUCCCAUCAAAGGAUUCACACACGAGAGAAAGCAUGUAGAUGCCUGGAGUAUGGAAAAAGCUUUAGUUGGAGUUCCAGUCUUAUUUCACAUCAAAAAAUUCACACAGGAGAAACCAUAUAAAUGCCUGGAAUAUGGGGAAAACUUCAGAAAGAGUUCCAUUCUGUCUUCCCAUGAAAGAACUCACAUAGGGGAGAAACCAUAUAAAUGCCUGUAG